Messenger RNA from Ilyonectria robusta, 513 nucleotides. RefSeq lists its product as uncharacterized. Bases 79 to 306 code for a protein of 75 amino acids. The record is from RefSeq and is a predicted model, not a curated record. The transcript has a single exon. Lineage: Eukaryota; Fungi; Ascomycota; Sordariomycetes; Hypocreales; Nectriaceae.
CCAAAUCUCGGAGACACGGCAUGAUGCCAUUCUGAUGCAGGUUUUCGGCUUUCGUAUUGUAGUUUGUGAGUCAAGCCAAUGCACUACUGUCAGUUUGCAUUGGCGACGUGGUUGCAUGGCUGGCUUGUGAUAGCCCGAGCGUCACAAGGGGCAGCUACACAUGUUGUCUGUCUCUAUGCCCGGCGGCGUCACCUUUGGGCGUCAAUAGCUCGGUGCUCGCCAAUGGGCGACGCGGUCGGUGCCAGCUCUACGGGAUGGGCUUGCAUCAUUGAAACAUCAGCCGUGCAGCUUCCGAAAGACGAGUGACGAAAUGUGGAAAGUAUCGCAUCGGAUGGCGUGUAAACGGUGCCCAGAUCCGGACGCUGUAAUCGGACCUCAAGUUCGAAGGCAUGCACAGGAAGAUUGACAACAUUCGAAGGUAUAGGUACAUUCAGCUCUACAAGGCAGUACAGUGCUUCUUUCAGUAGAAAGCCUCAAGACAUCGUACUGGAGGGAUGCACUCAAGUUUAAGUC